GGCGGACAACGGACAACGGACAACGGGCAACGGGCAACGGGCGGUCGCGCGGGCAGCGGGAUGUUAUGAGGCGGAUGGUCGCUCAGAGCUAGGUCGCUCACUGCGGCUCGGGGGCAGCAUGGCGGUGGAGGACGAGGGGCUGCGGGUGCUGCAGAGCGUUAAAGUCAAGAUCGGAGAAGCAAAAAACAUGCCUCCUUACCCAGGGCCAAAUAAGAUGAGGGACUGCUACUGCACAGUCAAUCUGGAUCAAGAGGAGGUGUUUCGGACCAAAAUAGUGGAGAAAUCCUUAUGCCCGUUUUAUGGUGAAGAUUUCUAUUGUGAAAUUCCAAGAAGCUUCCGCUACCUAUCGUUUUAUAUUUUUGAUAGAGAUGUCUUUCGGAGGGAUUCAAUUAUUGGAAAGGUUGCUGUCAAGAAGGAUGAACUUCAGAAGUAUCACAACCGGGAUACCUGGUUCCCACUGCAACCGGUAGAUGCCGAUUCAGAAGUUCAGGGCAAAGUUCACCUGGAGCUGAGACUUAGUGAAGUCAUCACUGAUUGUGGGAGCACUUGCCAUAAGUUGGCUACACGUGUUUUAGAGUGCCAAGAUUUGCCAAUAGUCAACGGCCAAUGUGAUCCAUACGCGACGAUUACCUUGUCAAGCCCAUCCAGGUCAGAGGUUAAGAAAACAAAAGUAAAACGAAAGACAAACAAUCCACAGUUUGAUGAAAUGUUCUAUUUUGAGGUGACGAAGCCUUGCAGCUACAGUCGAAAAUCACACUUCGAUGUUGAAGAGGAGCAUGUGGAGAAGAUGGAGAUCAGGAUUGGACUUUGGAAUGCCAGUAACUUAAAGUUUGGCGAUGAAUUUCUGGGAGAACUGCGACUUCCGCUGAAGAUUCUAAAGCUGUCUCCGUCCCAUCAAGCUUGGUACUUUCUGCAUCCCAGGGAUAAUGGAAAGCCCGUUAAACUGGUCGACCUGGGCUCCCUGCGGCUGAACAUUGUUUACACUGAAGACCACGUAUUUCCAUGUCAUUAUUACGAUCCUCUGAGGGACCUUACCAUAAAAUCAGCAGAUGCUGAGCCGGUUUCUUCGUCUGCCGCCCACGUGCUGGGUGAAGUGUGCCGUGAGAAGCAGCAAGCUGCCAUGCCCUUGGUCAGGCUCUUCCUGCACUACGGAAGGAUUGUUCCCUUCAUCAGUGCCAUAGCUAACGCUGAAAUAAACAGGACCUUAGAUCCUAACACCAUCUUCCGAGGCAACUCCCUGACCUCCAAGUGCAUAGAUGAGACGAUGAAACUGGCGGGGAGACACUACCUGCAGGUCACACUGAAGCCCGUUAUCGACGAGAUAUGUGAAGUUCACAAGUCCUGUGAAAUUGACCCAGUUAAGCUGAAGGAUGGUGAGAACCUGGAGGCCAACAUGGAUAACCUCAGGCAAUACGUUGAAAGGAUUUUCAAUGUCAUCACAACGUCAGGCAUGAGUUGCCCCACAGUCAUGUGUGACAUUUUCUUCUCACUGAGGGAGUCUGCUGCCAAGAGAUUCCAAGGUGAUCUAGAUGUUCGGUACACAGCUGUAAGCAGUUUUAUCUUCCUGCGAUUCUUUGCACCAGCUAUUCUUUCACCGAACCUGUUCCAGCUCCACCUUCACCAUCCAGACCCAUUAACAGCACGGACCCUGACUCUGGUAUCCAAGACCAUCCAGACCUUGGGUAGCUUAUCGAAAUCCAAGUCUGCAAGUUUUAAGGAAACCUACAUGGCCGCUUUCUACGAGCACUUUAAUGAUAAGAAAUACACAGAUGCUGUAAGAAAUUUCCUAGAUUUAAUCUCCUCCUCCGGAAGAAAGGACCACAGGAGCAUUGAGCAGCCAAUCGUGUUAAAGGAAGGGUGUAUGAUCAAGAGGGCACAAGGAAGAAAGCGUUUUGGCAUGAAGAAUUUUAAGAAGAGGUGGUUUCGCUUGAGCAACCAUGAACUCACCUAUCACAAGCACAAAGGUGACCACCCACUGUACAAUAUUCCAAUUGAAAAUAUCCUCGCAGUUGAGAAACUAGAGGAAGAAUCAUUCAAAAUGAAAAAUAUGUUUCAAGUCAUUCAGCCCGAGAGAGCGCUGUACAUCCAGGCCAACAACUGUGUGGAGGCCAAAGACUGGAUGGACAUCCUGACCAAAGUUAGUCAGUGCAACCAGAAGCGGCUGACCACGUACCACCCAUCGGCCUACCUCAACGGGCACUGGCUGUGCUGCAAGGCCAGUGCGGACGGUGUCCCUGGGUGUGCCCCCUGCACUGGUGGCCUUCCGGCAGACAUUCAGCUGGACGUAGACGGUGACCGCGAGACGGAGCAUAUUUACUCCCUCUUCAACACUCACAGGACCAAGCUGGAGAAGAUGCAAGAGGCUUGUGGCAGCAAGUCUGUGUAUGACGGGCCAGAGCAGGAGGAGUAUUCAACCUUUAUCAUCGAUGAUCCGCAAGAGACGUAUAAAGUCCUCAAGCAGAUCAUAGCUGCUGUCCAGACCCUGGACCUGGAGCACACACAGUACAAGAGGAACAAGUUCACGAGGACCAAGUAUGGCAGCCAGGAACAUCCAAUUGGUGAUAAGACCCUUCAGUGCCACGUAACCGAGACCUCGAGACGUCCAACCAACUCUGUGUGACCAGCAGAUUUGAGAAAGAACUGGAAAGCCGAGAGAGUUACUUUAUACCUGAAAAUGCUGGUCCCAGCUCGAAACUAAAUUUGAGAUAUAGAGGAUAAUUUGUGUAAAGUGUACAGAUUUGCAGUGUUCAUCUUAAUCAACUUUUCCAUACCAUGUUAACGAUGUCUCCACAAACUGUUACAGUAUGCACUUUAGUUAUCUGCAGAUAACAGAUGACUAACUAUCUGCCUUUGGGGCAGUUAUUUUAUACCCGUUCUAAGCAGCGAUCAGUUGAAUGAUCAUUGAAAGUGAACCAGUCGGCGAUAGAUUCCAGUGAAGAGAGUUUGCCACGACUGGGUCAGCCCAGCUGGGUAUUGGACUGAUGAAGCAAACUAACCUUAAGGUGCAGAUACUGCACUCUGUGGUAAUGUUGGCAGUGCCACUAAUCAGAAGCAGGGGUUUGGAGUAUGGGGCUUUGUCCCAGAUAUAGGUGCCAUGAUUGCCAUCUACAGAGCUUUGCAUAAUUACCCUUUAGCAGUUAGACAUCUGUGGUAUUGUCCCCACAUUCUUAUCUCCCUGUGAUGUUUUUUAAAAUGACUCUUGGUCCAAACCAGUGUGAGAAACGGUCGCCCCUCCAUGCCGGGUUCCUGGGGAUCACGCCUGGGUCUGGGUCCAUCGAGAUCCACUCGCACCAUUGUUUUUUACCACUGCUGCCUCUGGGUUGAGGACCAGAUCAGACUCCGAGCUGACCUGUCUCACUCAGUGUUAACCAAAAAACAAACUGCUUCAAUAACUCAGCGGGUCAGACAGCAUCUUUGGAGGUAAAUGGAUGGGCCACGUUUUGGCUCGACCUGAAGCAUCAUCUGUCUAUUUACCUCCACAUAUGCUGGCUGUCCUGCUGAGUUCCUCCAGCAGUUUGUUUUUGCUCCAGAACUCAGCAGCUGCCGUCUCUAAUGUCUCUCAGUCAGCAUUAAGUUGUGCCAUUCUGUCAGAAUCUCUUGUCUGCAAUUGUAUAUUGUCCCAUAUUUAUACCACUGUCUGUUUGAUAGUGUGACAAAGUCCCAUUAUUUAAAGGGAAUGUGUACACUGUACCAACAGUCUGCUGUGCAUUCACAGUGAUGUCUCAUGUCCAGUGGUGACGCUCUCUUAUGCGUUAAAUCCAACUGAGUACGUCCGUGCGUGACCUUGAAUGGACAUGACCUUGUCAAGGCUUCCAAUGAGGCACCUGUGAGAAACACGAUGUCCUCCCUCCCCCAUCACCCCGUGAAACAACAUUAACGAACAACAGCGAUAGAGUUUGGACCCAGUUGCUCUGUUGCAAAAGUCUUUUUAAUGACCCUGCUUCCUGCUUCACUUUUAACCAUUUUAAAACUUCAUUUGCAAUUGCACAUUUUUAUCUAAAGGAAUAAGAAAUACAACCUCAAUCGUGGGUAGUUGGAAUUCCUGUGCGCUGCUGGGAGUUGUAUAUUAGUAUAUCUGUUUUUAAAGAACCACUGUCAUAGCGGUAGAACUGAUUUAUCAUGUUUUAAACAAGUGUAUUGAACAUGUUGUAUAUACUACAAUUUCUGUAACUUUAAAGGGAAAUGUUACUUCCAUAUGAGUGUCCAGUUCAGUCAACAGGAUGAAAUUUGCAGCAAUCCUUGUAACUUAAACCGUGAACAUUGAAAGCUUGGUUCAUUGACAGAUCGACAGGCAUACUCUGGUGAUCAGCACGUCAGAGGGAAUGCCUCGACUUACUUUGGGCCCGUGUUGAGGAAACAUCUGAACUGAUAUUUGGCUAGUGUUGAGGGAACACCUGGGCUGGUACUGGGGUGGCGUUAUCUUGAGCUGAAGUUAGAAAAGUGUUAAGAAAAUGCCCCAGAUGAUAUUGGGCAGUGUCAUAAAAUGUCUGGGCUGAACUCAGGGCUGUGUUGAGGGAGUGUGCAGUCAGUGAUAGAGACAGUGUUAAGGGAGUAUUUGGGCUGAGGUUGGAUCAGCAUUGAGGAAGCACCUGGGCUAAGAUUAGGGGUGCAUUUGGCCACAGCUUGAGACAACAUUGAGGGAGUGUUAAGGAAGUGGGCAGGCUAAGGUUGGGUUAGCCACCUUAUUUGAUUGAUUGGCACCAGUCAAGUAAAGCACUGGCAGAAUAACCAAGCUUUUACUGUACAUGAAUAUAUUAAUGGGACACUGUAUUUUUAACUGCCAAAUAAAACCAUGAGUUUUUAACA
Amblyraja radiata (thorny skate) is the source of this 4806-nucleotide messenger RNA. RefSeq names its product RAS p21 protein activator 3 (gene rasa3). The coding region runs from base 119 to 2620 and encodes 833 amino acids. Gene Ontology annotation, molecular function: GTPase activator activity. The transcript has 24 exons. Gene Ontology annotation, biological process: regulation of GTPase activity; intracellular signal transduction; negative regulation of Ras protein signal transduction. Lineage: Eukaryota; Metazoa; Chordata; Chondrichthyes; Rajiformes; Rajidae. The record is from RefSeq and is a predicted model, not a curated record.